AUGCCAGAGUCCCCAAGGUGGUUGGUGAAGAAAGGUAGGCUUGCAAACGCCCGCACAAUUCUCAUCAAGUACCAUGCGAACGGAAAGGAGGACGACGACUUGGUGGAAUAUGAGUUCCGGGAAAUUGUGGAAGCAUUGAAGCUGGAGGAUCUCAACAAACAAACCACAUACCUUGACUUCUUCAGAACCCCAGGAAACCGGCAUCGACUAUUGAUCUUGGUCGUGCUUGGUGCAAGUCUGAAUUGGGUUGGCAACGGAAUCAUGUCCUACUACUUGAGCCCCAUCCUUAACGGGAUCGGUGUCACCAACACCCGCUCUCAACUUCUUAUCCUCGUCGGCCUCAAUAUUUGGAACUUGAUUUGGUCCACUUCUGCUGCUAUCAACAUCGACAGGAUUGGCCGCCGACCUCUUUGGCUCACCGCCACCAGCGGUCAGCUAGUCACCAUGGCUGUGGCCAUGGGGCUUUCGGCUGCGUACACAGAGUAUGGUAUUAAAGCCGCGGGAACAGCCGUCAUACCCUUCUUGUUCCUCUUUUAUGCGUCCUACGACAUUGCUUACACACCCAUGUCAUAUGGUUACCCAACUGAGAUCCUGACGUACAGCCUUCGAACCAAAGGGCUGGCCAUUUAUAUCGUGGUAAUUGCUGUAGCUGUAUCGUUGAAUACCUGGAUCAACCCCAUAGCACUCGAUGCUUUGGGCUGGAAAUACUACUCAGUCUACAUUAUAAUCAAUGCUGUUCUGUUUGCCAUUCAAUACUUAAAAUUUCCGGAAACGAAGGACCGUACUAUUGAAGAGAUAGCAACGAUAUUUGACGGUACACAAGCUACCACGGUCAUGUACGCGCGAGGCGAGAGUAUGGAAAGGGAUGUGCGAAGUGUGAGAGAGGAGCCGGAGGACAAAAGCACGUAA
Messenger RNA from Colletotrichum chrysophilum, 909 nucleotides. RefSeq lists its product as uncharacterized. The coding region runs from base 1 to 909 and encodes 302 amino acids. Gene Ontology annotation, biological process: transmembrane transport; carbohydrate transport. The transcript is spliced from 5 exons. The record is from RefSeq and is a predicted model, not a curated record. Lineage: Eukaryota; Fungi; Ascomycota; Sordariomycetes; Glomerellales; Glomerellaceae. Gene Ontology annotation, cellular component: membrane. Gene Ontology annotation, molecular function: carbohydrate:proton symporter activity.